AUCUGCGCCCGUAAACGUAGAUCCUAACGUAACUUUCCACGUAGUUUACGACUGGAACUCUUCUAAAAAGAGAUUGUAAAGUGCAUUAGCAACGGAUGCUGCGCAUGCCCAAUGCUACUUCCGUGAUCGUCUGCAACAAUCAUUACAAUGGAGAAAAUGGAGAAAGAGCCUAGAAAACCUAACUGGACAGACCUCGAAAUGGAGGUACUGGUUGAGGCCUACGCCUCAUCAGUAAAAGUAAUCCGUGGUAAGCUCUCUCCCGGGCUUACCACGGAUUCCAAGAAAAAAGCCUGGGAGGCGAUUACUAACAAGGUGAAUUCUGUGUCGAUAGGUUGUUCAAGAACAACAGAUGAAACUAAGAAAAGGAUUCAGGAUGUCCAAUCAUCUAUCAAAAAGAAAGAAGCCUUCAGAAAGAGAGAGGCAAUGAAAACUGGAGGAGGGCCUCUCGCUGAGGUACAAAUGAAACCUUGGGAGUUGGUUCUGCUUAGCACAAUUCCAAGUGAGGCAAUACAUGGUAUCGAGGCUGGAUUAUAG
Molecule: messenger RNA, 534 nt
Organism: Saccostrea cuccullata (small rock oyster)
Lineage: Eukaryota; Metazoa; Mollusca; Bivalvia; Ostreida; Ostreidae
Exons: 3
Coding region: 148-534 (128 amino acids)
Cellular component (GO): nucleus
Source: RefSeq, a predicted model, not a curated record